Molecule: messenger RNA, 5819 nt
Organism: Quercus robur (English oak)
Lineage: Eukaryota; Viridiplantae; Streptophyta; Magnoliopsida; Fagales; Fagaceae
Product: disease resistance protein RGA2-like
Exons: 14
Coding region: 524-5584 (1686 amino acids)
Biological process (GO): lipid metabolic process; defense response
Molecular function (GO): carboxylic ester hydrolase activity; ADP binding
Source: RefSeq, a predicted model, not a curated record
UAAAAACUGAAAAGAGACCAGAUAGCUACUGCACAUUAAUAGUAUUCUCCACAUUGUUCUACAAGGUUUUGCUUAACUUGGGUUAACUUUACCAACUCGGAUUACUUUUGAAGAUUUAUCAUAGUUUAGUUCGUCUUUAAAGGACAGACUCCGAAGACAAUAGAGAGGUUCCAAACAGAGGUCCAAAGUUUUAGGUCCCAAAAAAUUAGAGAAUUAAGGUCCAAAAUAGAGGUUCAAAGAAGACAACUUUCCCCUCUCCCUGAGAAUGACUUUUGUUGUCCUUCCUCUCUUGUAAUCUUGCAACCUUUCCCUUACAGACUUUAUCUUGUAACCUUUCAGUUUCAAAGACAUAUUUUACUUUGUAAUUUUGUAACUCUUCAGACAGUGCGUAUUUUCAAAGCUUGUAUCAAAGACAGAAGUUUUAUUCUAACAGUGCUUAUUCUCAAAGCUAGUAUCAAAGACAGAAGUUUUCAGUUUUAAUCAGAGACAGAAGUUUUAUUCAACAAAUUUCCAUUUCCAAACUAUGGCUGUUGCUCUAGUUUCUGCUAUCGUGGAGCGGCUUGGUUCUUUAGCUUCUUCAGAGUUCAAGUUGACUGCAACUGUUAAGAAAGAAGUCCAAAAGCUUGCAAGAAAAUUCUGUACCAUUCGGGCAGUGCUCAAUGAUGCUGAGAAGAGGCAGCUGAAGGAGGAAGCUGUGAAGCUUUGGUUUGAGAACCUCGAAGGCGUAUCGUACGAGAUCGACAACGUGUUGGAUGAGUGGAACACUGUCAUGAUCAAAUCCGAGAUUGAGAAACAACAAAAAGAAUUCGAAGAAGAAGAAAAAGCUGAAACUAGUACUGCUAAGAAGAGGAAGGUAUGGCCCCUCAUCCCCAACUUCAAUUCCUCAGUUCCUGAUUGUUUUCAGCAUCGUGAUAUUGCUCAUAAGAUAAAAGACCUUAACGAAAAAUUAGAUGAGAUUAUCAAAGAGAAGCAGAUGUUCGGGUUUAAAGUGAGUGGGCCCAUGGAAGAAGUAUUUGAGAGACCAAAAACUACUUCUUAUGUUGAUGUGUCUGAAAUUGUUGGUCGUGAUAAGUAUAAGAAAGAUCUAGUGAGCAUUCUAUUGGACGAGGGUACUGAAAAAGAAAAACACCCCCGUGUCAUCUCUUUGGUGGGCAUGGGCGGUAUUGGAAAAACUACUAUUGCCCAAUUAGCCUACAAUGAUAAGGAGGUGCAAGCCCAUUUUGAGAAAAAAGCGUGGGUUUGUGUUUCGGAUCCUUUCGAUCAGUGCAAGGUUGCCAAAGAAAUCCUUGAAUCUGUUGAACGUCAGUCCCCCAACUUGACUGCAUUGCAAAGUCUAUUGGAUGGAAUUUGUGAUAAAGUUCGGGGAAAAAAGUUUUUCCUAGUCUUGGAUGAUGUGUGGACCGAAGACUAUGCGAUGUGGCAGCCAUUUAGAGAUGCACUUAAAAGUUGUUGUUCCCAAGGUAGUGGAAUUCUAGUCACCACACGUAAAGACCAAGUUGCAAAGAUGAUGGAAAGUGCAAAUACGAUCAAGUUGAACGAAUUGUCUGAGGAAGAUUGUUGGUUGGUGUUUAGUAAAAUAGCAUUUUUUGGUAAAGAUCCUCAGGAACGUGAGCAACUAGAAGACUUUGGCAGACAAAUAUCAAAGAAGUGCAAAGGUUUGCCCCUUGCUGCAAAGACUCUAGGGAGUCUCAUGUUCUUUAAGAAAAGUAGAGAAGAAUGGAGGUAUGUUUUGAAUAACAAUUUGUGGGAAUUUGAAGAUGUUGAAAGAGGUCUUUUUGUUCCGUUGUUAUUGAGUUAUUAUGAUUUGUCAUCACCACUGAAACGGUGUUUCUCAUAUUGUGUUGUCUUUCCAAAAGAUUAUGUCUUUGAUGUUGAUAUGUUGGUAGAGAUGUGGAUAGCACACGGAUUUGUUGUGUCAAAGGGAAAUAUGGAGGUGGAAAUCAAGGCACGAGAAUACUUUGAAAAUUUAGUCUUACGUUCUUUCUUCCAAGAAUUCAGGAGAUAUGAAGGGCAUGGCUCGUGGAGCACGAGGUACAAAAUGCAUGAUAUAGUGCAUGACUUUGCACAAUCAAUUACUAAAGCUCGCCAUUUGGGAUAUUCAACAGCAUCCCAAUUUCCUCCAUCUGCUGAUAUAUCCAAAAAUCUACGCACUGUCAUCUUUUUUAAUCAAUGUGAUUAUAACAUGUCUAAUUUAGUCCAGAAUUUUAGCAGUUUACGGUUAUUAACGACUGGUAUAGAAAUUCCAGAUACAAUAGGAAAUUUAAUACACCUAAGGUAUCUCCGUUUGACUAGGUGCAAAAAUGCUUGUUCUCGUAGCAAUUGGGUAUUGCCUGAAACUAUAUGUAAUUUAUGUAAUUUACAAUUUUUGAGGGUUGAUUGUUAUAUUUUAAUAUUACCGCGGAAGAUAGGUAAAUUAAUUAACUUAAGACUUCUUAGUGGAGGUCAAUUAGUGAUUCCAAGAGAGAUUGGAAGAUUGACUUCUCUUAGAACAUUAGAGAGUGUCCUCAUUAGUGAUACGGAUAGCGAAAGAGGUGAAUUUGAAGGAUUAAAAAAUUUGAACCACCUUCGCGAUUUGUCUCUAUCUUUUGGUAUGCAGCUUUUUCCACGGCCUAGAAGAACUGAGAGUAAGUUAUUAAUUUUUAAUGCGUUAGAGCCACCUCAAGACUUGGAGAAGUUACGCAUUAGUUAUUACGGGGGCACCACAAUGUCUCCUAUUUGGUUGGCGUCUUUAACCAAUUUGAAAGAGCUUCAUCUCGAAUUCGCCGUGGAGUUAAUGAGUUUGCCUCCUUUGGGGAAGAUUCUUCCGUGCCUCGAAUCAUUAACUAUAACGCGUGCGGAUAGUUUGGGAAAAGUGGGAGUUGAAUUUUUGGGAAUAGAAUCUGAAAACAAGAAAGAAGACAUAAAAAUAUUCCCAAAUUUGAAAUCUCUCUCCUUUAUGUGGUUGAAUGAGUGGGAAGAAUGGAGCGGGAUUGGAGGAAAAGAAGACGAAGACUGUAUUACUAUAAUGCCACGUCUUCAAAAGUUGAUACUUAGCUCCUGCAUAAAGUUAAAGUCGUUGCCGGAUUUCCUGCGUACAACUCCAUUGAAGGAAUUGGAGAUCUUUGACUGCCCAAUUAUCAAGAAACGUUGCCAAAGAGAGACAGGCGAGGACUGGCACAACAUUUCUCACAUCCCAAUCAUCAAAUUAGCUGAUUAUCCUGAGGAUAUGACGAGGGAUUCGGAUUCGGAUUUGGAAAUGUCCUCGGAUUCUGAAACUAACUUGGAUUCUGAUACGGAUAGGGAACAUGCCGAGGAUGAGGAAGAGGAGGACGAAAUCGAUGAGGAGGAUGAAGACGAUUCGGAUUGGGAACAUGCCGAGGAUGAGGAAGAGGAGGAAGAAAUCGAUGAGGAGGAUGAAGACGAUUCGGAUUGGGUACCAUCCCAAGCACGGGCACAACAUGUUAUGGGAUACAAGGAUACAACAUUUCUUGACAAACAAGAGCACAAAAUGUUGGAGAUACGGGAUAGGGAUUCGGAUUUUGAAGCGUCCUCAGAUUCUAAUAUGGAUUGGGUACCAUCCCAAGCAUGGGCACAACACGUUACGGGAUACGAGGAUACAACAUUUCUUGACAAACAAGAGCACAAAACGUCGGAGAUACGGGUACCAUCCCAAGCACGGGCACAACAUGUUAUGGGAUACGAGGAUACAACAUUUCUUGACAAACAAGAGCACAGAACGUCGGAGAUACGGGUACCAUCUCAAGUACGGGCACAACACGUUACGGGAUACAAGGCUACAACAUUUCUUGACAAACAAGAGCACAAAACGUCGGAGAUACGAUUUAGCUGUGGGUUAGAAUUGGCAAAUAUUGUGGUCAGCUCUGGUGUUCUGAACCAUUCUUGGGCUGCAGUUCAAGACCUGUACAGUGAAAUCAAUCAAAAUGAACAGCCAUCUUUGUCAGUAAGAUACAAAGUUUCUCAGCAACCAAAUUGUACCACCAUAGCUUUCGUUACUUGGCCUGUUUGUUCCAAAGACUAUAUUCAGGGUGGAGGAGGAGGGGAUUUGGUUUCAUCAACUCAUAAGGAGUCUUUUCCCCUCUUUGAAUUCCUGCGCACCAAAACCAACCCAGAUUUCUGCAUUAACAAAGCAGCACUAGAACUUUUUGCCUCCAUCCGUGAUAGGCUUCCCUCCUUGAAAUCUGAGAUUGAUUCCAGGCUGGUAAUUAUCACCGGAAAUUGUUUGGGAGGAUCUGUUGCUGCUCUCUUCACCUUAUGGCUACUAGAUUCAUUCAAUUUAUCAACCAAGAUACGCCCACUUUGCAUCACUUUUGGUUCACCUCUUGUAGGUGAUGAUCGCCUGCAAGAGGCCAUAUCAAAAUAUCCAACGUGGAACUCUUGCUUUUUGCAUGUAGUUUCUGAUCAGGAUCCAAUUCCCAGAGUCUUAAUUUCCCACGGUCCCAUGGGAUUGGCUUCGCAAACUAAUGUUUACAAGCCUUUCGGUACAUUUCUCUUAUGUUCGGAAUUGGGUUGUGCUUGUUUUGAGGACUGUCAAUCCAUUUUGGAGUUAUUGAUGGCAACCUACUCAGAGGGUCCAGAAAAUCAAAAUCCUAAUCAAGUUUUGGAGUUUUAUGAUGCACUUGUCCAACAUCUCAACCAUAAGGUAAUUCGCAAGGAUGCUACACAGUUGGUUGAAAGGAAUACAGAAUCAUUAAUGGCAGGCAUUAUUACACAACUAGAAGCAAUUGGACUGGAGCGACCACAGCAACAACAGCAGAACAAUGGCAUCAACAGUCUGAUUACAAAGACAGAAAGACAGGAAAAGGAACUGGUGAUCUUGAAGAGGCAUGCUUUUGAUCCCUCCAAGAAGUUGAAUGACAUGGAAAUAAAUAUGGUCUUGAUGGAAUGGUACAAGAAAAAUUUCAAGGAUAAGGGAAUUGGAUACUACGAUAGUUACAAGAAUCUAAGCUAUUCAAGUGAUCAUGCUGUCGUAAGGUAUAAGAAAAUGCUCACUUGUUAUUGGGAAAAAUUGGUUGAUGAAGUAGAGAAAAAGCCCCACAAGGAAGGUGUCUCCUUUCGUACGCAAUGGCUCUCUGCAGGAACAGAUUACCGAAGGAUGAUUGAACCAUUGGACAUAGCUGAGUAUUACAACAAGGGCCUAAAAGACUACAUAAACCAAGGAAGGCCUAAACAUUACAAACAAUUGGAGCAAUGGCUUAAUGAAGCAAACAAACCUGCAAGCAAUUCAAAUCAAUCGAAGAAGCAAAAUGUGGCUUCCAUUCUGUCGAAGGAUUCUUGCUUUUGGGCACAUGUUGAGGAGGCUCGAAUUUCAUGCAAAUUGUUGACUAGCAGAGAAUCAAGUAUUAAGGAGAAAGAAUCAUCAAAGCAGAACCUGAUUAAGUUUGAAAAGUAUGUAUUGUGUUUGAUGAAAAAUGAUGCAGUAUCACCUGAGAUUUUCUUGCCGUGGAGCAGCUACAUGCUGUGGUGGAAAGAGUAUGAGAGAAUCAUAAGAAAAAAAAUUAUGGGAACUUGUACUUCAUAUUUCACUGACUUAAUGAAGGAUCGCGGUUACCAAAAGUAUUCUACUGGCUGCCUAGAGAUUCUCUGAAUUUAUAUAUUGAUCAUACAUUUCAAUAUCUAUGUGUAGUGCUGGCACUUGCCCUCAAACUUGUAUGGUAUUCUGAAGUCAUUUCCCGAUAAAUUGUAAAGGACAUCAUCAUCAUCAUCUUUUCAACAUUUUUGUUAUCAUUUACCGUCAAGUUCAGCCUGACUGCCUGAGUUUUAAUUGCUAUCAUGGUUUGGUAGUUCGGUUUCAGGAAAAUCAUGUGGUUUGGCAUUGCCAC